CACUGACUACAGUAUGCGCGUGAUCACGGUGACAACCUCUGGACCUGACCAGGCGAGAGAGAGUCACACCUCCCGCAUCGAUUUGUUAUACUGUACUUGUGGCAUCUGAGACUUUUGGAGAUGUCGCUCUACAGGAACACUGUCUGGUUUUUCAAAGGACUUAAGGAAUAUACGAAGAAUGGCUAUGCAUCUGCCAGCAAGAAUUUCAAUGAAGCUGACCUGAAAGUAAAUUGUACUGGGCAGCAUUAUAUGAUAACAGGGGCAAACAGUGGGAUUGGCAAAUGCAUAGCCACAGAAAUUGCAAAACUUGGAGGAACUGUUCAUAUGGUGUGCCGUAACCCUACCGCUGCCGAAGAGGCCAGGAAAGAAAUCAUUGAAGCAUCUGAGAAUCAGAAUGUAUUUGUGCACCUUCUUGACAUAUCCAAACCCAGAGAUGUCUAUAAUUUUGCCAAGGACUUCUGUGAUCAGAAUGAAAACCUCCAUGUGUUGAUCAAUAAUGCUGGGUGCAUGUUCAAUACCCAAGAGAUGGUUGAAGAAAGUCUGGAGAAGAACUUUGCAACAAAUACUCUUGGCACCUACAUCCUCACCACCAACCUCAUCCCAGUAAUGAAAAAAAGUGAGAAAUCACGAGUGAUAGUGGUUUCAUCAGGUGGUAUGCUGGUUCAAAGGCUUAACACUGAAGACCUUAACUUUGACAAGAUGAAGCCAUUUGAUGGCACUCUGGCUUAUGCACAAAACAAGAGGCAACAGGUUGUAAUGGUAGAACAGUUUGCCAAGCUUCAUCCUGAGAUUCAUUUCUCCUGCAUGCAUCCUGGCUGGGCAAACACCCCAGCUGUACGUUCCUCCAUGCCGGAAUUUUAUGAAAAGAUGAAGGACAAGUUGAGAACACCAGCAGAGGGAGCAGAUACAACUGUGUGGUUAGCAGUUUCAUUGGCAGCCUUGGAACAUCCAUCAGGAAAAUUUUUCCAAGAUCGACGUCCUGUAGACACUCACUUGCCAUUGGCAUCAACCAAAGUGAGCACCAAAGAUGAAGAAAAAUUAAUGUCAGUUCUUGAAGAAAUAACCAAGAAAUUUGCUUACUAACUGUGAGGCCUCACUGUUACAUCAUUUUAUGGUGGAUGGCUCAAACUGUUACACUCCAGCUGGGGUGUUGGCCUCAGCUUGUGCAACACAGACUAUUACCAUAAUUUACAGCAUAUUAGACGCAAGUUUUUAUCUGAAAAAUGGCAAAAAAAAAUCAGCCUGCGUCCUCUAUGAGAAGUUGCUAGGGAAUCGGCGGAGGUAGCGCCGCUGAUGCUAUAGUAAACAGGGAGUACAGAUGUACAGUAUAUGCAAAUAGUGACUGUGUUAAACUUUUAUUUACUGGUUUGGCAAUAGAGUAUACUGCAUAUUGUUUUAAGAAAACUAUAGAUACAUGAGGAAAAUACACACAAAUGUUUUUUCCUAAAUACUCUCUCCUUAUAUGGCCAUGCGUCUAAUAUGCUGUAAAACAUGGUACGUGUCUGAUCUUUUGUGUUCAGGUUUUAAGGUGAGUUAGAUUGUUUUUAAGUUGGUUCAUUACUCAUCAUUGUGCAAGUGUAAUAUUUAUAUGACUUUGCAAAAACCUGAAGUGCAGCUGUGUUCACACUGUUUAUUCUAGUCAAGAAUAGCACAGUAUUGUUGUGACCACUUAUCCUUUUACAUCACCCUUUAAUUAAAAGAUAAUGUGUCUGGAAAAAGGGCUAGAGUUGAUAGGAAGUGUUAAUAAGGAAAGAAAAGCAAUAACACUGGCUCUGAAGUUAGUUAUGAAGAAAAAAUAUAUGUAGAAGAAAAGUUGGUGAACAAUCAUUAGUAUUUCCCUGUUUUCCAUUACUCUCAUCUUUCUGCUCCUCUAUGUAAGCAUUAAUUUGGACUUUUGACAGUAUUUUUUAAACAUAGGUUUAUCAUGUGUAUGAGUAUAGUAGUUGCUACCAGACGUGUCGAGAGAAUUUUGUUGGCGACUUUACAUUAGCUACAGGACUUGGAUAUUAAAGGAGGAAAACGGGUAUCCUGUUCUGUACAUUUCUCCUUUUGUCGUCUGUAUGGAUUAAAAUUUUUAUUAUAUGGUAUACAAAAACAUCUAAGAUCAGAAUGGAUAUCAGUGCCAAUCAGAGGGGCACUAAACAUAUAAGGAAAAAUUCAGUGAUUGCAAAAUCUUUAUUUGGCAAAUAUAGUAUUCACAAUAACCAAACAAUGAAUAUUGUAAUAUAUUCAUAUAGUACACAACAUGCUAACCAACUCGUAUAUCUCUCUCAAUUCCAUAACUGAACAUUCUAUGUGUGAUAAUGGUCUAUGUUACAGAUGCCUUCAUGUUUAGGAUGUGGUAGAAAGUAAACAAGAAAUUUAUAUGACUAAAGCUAUAUCCAUAAGUCUAACAAAAUGUGCAGUAGACAAUCUUGGACCAUUGGGGUGGGGUGUGGGUUAAAUACUGCCUAGUGGCUCACUAUGAGAUCAUAAGCCAAGAUACAGUGUUUGCCCUUAAAAAUAUAUUUAACAAUACAUGAAAUGCAAUGUUGACACGAGAUUAGUUUUUUUUUUUUUUUUUUGAUAAAAUUGUUUGUUCAUACUGUGGAGAAAAAAAAUACAAAACUAUUAUCCAACUACAGUAUAGAUAUCUGUAUAACAAUAGCUGAUUUUGCUUGAGAAUGUACUGUACUGGACCAGGUUCCUGUUAUUUUACUUGAUUACAUCUCUUAAAUAAAUAUUUUGCCAUCCUAUACCAUGAGCAAAUUAUGGAAGCAGUGUACUGCAUAUAAAGUUGAUAAUGAACAUUCAAUGAAUGAAUGUAAUACUAAAUAUGAAUAACAAUGUAACGGGGUAACAAUAACUAAGGAACUAAAAUAACAAUUAUUCUCUAACAUGAUUCAAAGCAGCUAAAACACUUCAGUUUCAUUAAUUACUUUAGAAAAAUUUUUUUUUUUUGCACAGGGUACAAAGAUCCAAGAUUUUCUUUUGGUGAGAGCAUACAUACUUGUACCAGAUGGGCUAAGAGAACCAAAUCAUUUAUUUUAAGUAGUGUUUCAGUCAUCAAAAUCUUUAAACCGUCACAUAUUUAUGACAAUGCAAUGUAUAUGAACUUACUCUUGAUAUGUAAAGUUAAUAAAUGCAAAACAUGUGUAAAUUGAAAAAUUACCUGCUUAUACCACGUGGACUGCAAGAGUGACGGGAUAUCUCAAUAAUUUUCUUGACAAAUGAUCUUCACACAGGAAGAGUUAGAUGGGGAAAUUUGAUGAUGAAUUCUUUAUGAUAGCUUCGCUAUAAUAAUACAUCCUGUUAUAUAAGACAAUAGAGAAAAGAUGAGACAAUCCAAAG
Homarus americanus (American lobster) is the source of this 3330-nucleotide messenger RNA. RefSeq names its product dehydrogenase/reductase SDR family member 12-like. Bases 121 to 1083 code for a protein of 320 amino acids. The transcript has 9 exons. Lineage: Eukaryota; Metazoa; Arthropoda; Malacostraca; Decapoda; Nephropidae. The record is from RefSeq and is a predicted model, not a curated record.